Messenger RNA from Sorex araneus (European shrew), 5902 nucleotides. RefSeq names its product VANGL planar cell polarity protein 1 (gene VANGL1). Gene Ontology annotation, biological process: multicellular organism development. NCBI's taxonomy places the organism in Eukaryota, Metazoa, Chordata, Mammalia, Eulipotyphla, Soricidae. The coding region runs from base 391 to 1965 and encodes 524 amino acids. The record is from RefSeq and is a predicted model, not a curated record. Gene Ontology annotation, cellular component: plasma membrane. The transcript is spliced from 8 exons.
GAGAGGAGCCGGUGAGACGUGCCGCCCGGAGGGCUGGGCUCAGCGUCCACCCCUGCUCGCCCGGGAGGACGGCCCAGGCCCGGGGGUGCGGCGAGCCGAGCCUCGGUGCUGCUAGCACCGGGAGAGCGCUUUGUGAUGAUGCCUGGCGCUUGCAGUUCUGUCCACGCCUGUCGAGGGGUCGCCGAUGGGGAAUGCGUGUCGUUUUAGACGUUCCGAAAGCCGGCAGGCUGUGAAGCAUCUGCAUCCACGCGGUCCUAGAAUUGCUUCCUGUUGAAGAGCGGCUCCUGGGUCCUGGGACCCUUUGAGGUCUUCAGCGUCACUUAGGUGAAAUUCUCUACCUCCAAGGAGAGCCGGGACCUGCUCUUCCUCCAGUGUGAGCUCUCCAGUGCUAUGGAUACCGAAUCCACCUACUCUGGAUAUUCUUACUAUUCAAGUCAUUCCAAAAAAUCUCACCGACAGGGGGAAAGAAAUCGAGAGAGGCAUAAAUCACCCCGGAGUAAGGAUGGCAGAGGAUCAGAAAAGUCUGUCACCAUUCAAGCUCCCACAGGAGAGCCCCUGCUCGCAAAUGACUCCAGCAGGACUGAGGAAGUCCAGGAUGACAACUGGGGUGAGACCACGACAGCCAUCACAGGCACCUCGGAGCACAGCAUCUCGCAGGAGGACAUCGCCCGCAUCAGCAAAGACUUGGAGGACAGUGUGGGGCUGGAUUGCAAGCGCUACCUGGGCCUCAUGGUGGCUGCAUUUCUGGGCCUCCUAGUUUUCUUCACCCCCAUCGCCUUCAUCUUGCUGCCCCCCAUCCUGUGGCGGGAUCAGCUGGAGCCUUGCGGCACAAUUUGUGAGGGACUCUUUAUUUCCGUGGCGUUCAAGCUCCUCAUCCUCCUCAUUGGCACCUGGGCCCUGUUUUUCCGCAAGCAGAGAGCAGAUGUGCCACGGGUGUUUGUGUUCCGUGCCCUUCUGCUGGUUCUCAUCUUCCUCUUCGUGGUUUCCUAUUGGCUUUUUUACGGGGUCCGGAUUUUAGACUCUCGGGACCGCAAUUACCAGGGCAUCGUGCAGUAUGCUGUGUCCCUGGUGGACGCCCUGCUCUUCAUCCAUUACCUGGCCAUCGUCCUGCUAGAGCUCCGCCAGCUGCAGCCCAUGUUCACGCUGCAAGUGGUUCGCUCCACAGAUGGCGAGUCCCGCUUCUAUAGCCUAGGACACCUGAGUAUUCAGCGAGCAGCAUUGGUGGUUCUAGAGAAUUACUAUAAAGAUUUCACCAUCUAUAACCCCAACCUCCUAACAGCGUCCAAAUUCCGAGCGGCCAAGCACAUGGCGGGUCUGAAAGUCUACAAUGUUGAUGGGCCCAGCAACAACGCCACGGGUCAGUCCCGGGCCAUGAUCGCUGCGGCUGCUCGGCGCAGAGACUCAAGCCACAAUGAGCUCUACUAUGAAGAGGCAGAGCACGAGCGGCGGGUGAAGAAGCGGAGAGCGAGGCUGGUUGUUGCAGUGGAGGAGGCUUUCAUCCACAUCCAGCGUCUGCAGGCCGAGGAGCAGCAGAAAGCCCCUGGGGAAGUGAUGGACCCCAGAGAGGCUGCACAGGCCAUCUUCCCCUCCAUGGCCCGGGCCCUGCAAAAGUACCUGCGCACCACGAGGCAGCAGCACUACCACAGCAUGGAGAGCAUUCUGCAGCACCUGGCCUUCUGCAUCACCAACAGCAUGACCCCAAAGGCCUUCCUCGAGCGUUACCUCAGCGCAGGCCCCACGCUGCAGUAUGACAAGGAGCGCUGGCUUUCCACACAGUGGCGGCUCGUGAGUGAUGAGGCUGUUACAAAUGGGCUGCGGAACGGCAGCGUGUUUGUCCUCAAGUGCUUGGACUUCAGCCUCGUGGUCAAUGUGAAGAAAAUCCCUUUCAUCGUCCUCUCCGAGGAGUUCAUAGACCCCAAGUCUCACAAAUUCGUUCUUCGCUUACAGUCGGAGACUUCAGUUUAAGGUUUUAUAUUUGUGGUUUUAUUAAAAAGAAAAGAAAAGAAUAUAUAAAGAUAUAUAUGUAUACCAGAGAGGCAUCUUUUUUUUUUAAUUCUUCAUUGUUGACUACAACUGGUGGAUGCUAGACCAGCACCCUUUGCCCAUCUGCACUUUAUUUGGAAGGAAGCAGGGGCUCCCCGCCCUGACCAAGAAGGCACUAAUGCCAUCGGCGUGCACAGACAGGCCGUCUCCGGCAGCCGUUCCCUGGCACGUCUGUGACAGCUGUAAACCAAAGCGGGAGUGCUGCUCCUCCAGAACCUCGCCUUCCACCUGCCUUUGUUCUGCCGUGUCCUCUGCGUCUGGCCCGUCCACUCAAGACUUGUAGGGGACACAUCUUUCUUGUGUUUCAGGAAACCAGACAUGACAUGUCUACAUACGUUUCUGUGUCUGUCAUUGUCCAGCAUAGUGUCCCCCACAGAGCCCUGGGCCAUUUGGGAGAUGCUUGCCUUCCUCUUUGUUCUUUGUUGCCUUAUGUUCUUCAGAGAAAAAUUACAGCCAGUGCGCACUGGCCAUUUAAGGCUUUUAAUGAUUCUGUUUUAUUUUCUUCCCAAAGAGAAAAACCACCUGCCCUGGUUCUGGCCUGCUUCCCCACUGGCUUGCCUGGAUGGUCCCCACCUCAGCCUGUGACUGCCCACCAGUGUCACAGUGUCCCCUUGGCUGGCAGCCUAGCCUGGGAAGCCCAGGCCACAGAGCCACCUGGGACGUGUUCUCCAAGCCACAGUUUGGCUGUGACUCUUCAGCAGGGUCGUGCAGGCCAGCUAGGAUGGCCCCUCACAGCUUGCACCACCAGGGAAAGCCUGGCCUUCGCCCCUGGGAUUGGUGGGCUCAGGGAGAUGCCAUCUGCUUUCCCAGAGAUAAAGCCACACAGUGCUCACGGCCUGCCACAUCAGACCAAACUGCCCAGUGCGAUGCAGCUGUUGUCGGGUCCCUGGGUUUUCUGACCACCAUCACUGUGCCACUCUUCACAUCUGCCACUUAGAAGCAGAGAUGGAGCUCGCUGAGCCCUUAGGGUUAAAAUUUCUUGUAGUUGUUAAAAUGAAGAAACAGAAAAAGGCUGAACUGCAGAAUUGGGAUACUGGAAGGCAAAGCGCCAGGAGGCUUCAUCUGGGGUGAGUUUCUUAAAGGCAAGCUGGUUUGGGUAGGCUUACCCCAGCAGAACCAGCGCUGCACCAAGUGGAGUGGGGAGGAACUGAUCUGUCAUCGCCCUGCCCAAGUGUGGCAGUUACAGACCCACACCCAGGCACCCGUAGGGGACCAUCGUGCCUUUAUUUGCCUCUCUGUGUCCACAGCCUUUGGAGUCAUCACUCUUGCUUCCUAUGAGAUUUCAGUUCUCUUGUUUGAGUGAAGGAGGAGAGUAUCGAAACACUGCAUGUGCUUGUAGGCACCCUAUGUGUGCAGUGACCCAGGUCAGAAGCAUACUGCAGGGGGUAUGGGAUUCCUCCUUAAUGAAAUCUUAACUGACUGUGGACAUUGGUAUCUGAAGAGUAAAUGCCAUUCUUGAGUAAAAGGCCUUCAGCUCAAAGAGUGUCGGAAGAGGAGAAUGAACUAAUAAGUUCCUGUAGAGUGGAGCCAGGAUGUUCUUCUACACGGUUCCAUUACAAGAAGCACACAGGACGUUACCAUGGUGCGACCAGUCUUAGUUUUUGCUGUUAGGUCUCUUCAAACUGGACAUUCCUUAGUAUGAUUUUUUUUUUUUUCCUCAGGAAAUUUACUUUGGGAGAUAUGGCAAGGGAUGGUGGUUGUGUAUGAAGCUUUGUGUGUGAAGGUUGCAGUGUCCCAGACGAGAGGUGUCAGAUAUGACUAUCCAGCAGCUGGAGGUUCAGACCUGGAGAGUUAGCAGUGUUCUCAGCCACUGCCAGCUCCAGUCCAGACAGGAUUGGGUGGGACUUAUUGCUUGGGCACGUGCUUUCCCAGCAGGGCUGCAAAAGGUUCAAAUUAAGGAAUUUGUUCUCUUGCUACCCAUUUCUUUCCACUCCCAGUUUUUGCACAGGAGAGUGUCUGACUUUCUGAAAUUAUUGUCUCUGUUUUAAAUUGAAUACAAUUUCCCCCCCGCCCCACUGACUUGAGUGUUUUUUUUUCUUUAAGGAAUAACAAAAUAAGAUGCAGGGUUUUUGUGGAAAGCCUUUGCACUUUCAGACUCUACUGGCUUGAGUUACUGCUGCAGUGGGAACAAUGUAAAUGACAUUAACAACACCAGGAUUUCAGAAAGCUGCAUUAUGCAGUUGAACACAAUGCAUUUUUAUUUCAGUUCUGGGAGCCAAUAGGCUAUUCUUUUUAAAGGGGGGUAAACUGCCUAUGGCUUGUAGAUCAUACAGUAAGUUCAUAGUAGGCUGAAUUCCUUUUGCCUUAAAAGUUUAUAGAUUUUCUAUGACUUUCCAUGUUACUAAAAUGUGAACAUUAAAGGGUUGCAGACCUUAUUAGGGAGUGUGAGUCCUGAACUUGUUCUGCUUUGUACUGUUUUAACCAGUGAAAAGCGUUUGUUCUCUUUUAAUACCAGAACAAGUUUUAAUCUCAGAACUGAAUGUUAAGUUCUGCAUCCACCAGGCUGCAGUUUAGCUGUAGAGUGCUUGCUCUGCGUGUCUGGGGCCCUGGGUUCAGUCCCCAGCACUGUCCCAGCGCUGUCAAGUCUGCAUUCAUGAAGUUUGAAGACAUUCUAGGCUCAUAAAGCCUUUGCCUUAUCAUAAGUCAAAACACAUAACACUUUCGCUGAAGUCUCCCACAAGGCCUGCCCGUUCCCCUGCACUCAUCCCUUUUCUUUCCUCUCUUUCUGCACUUUCUCAAGUAAAAUUCUGGAUUACAAAUGGCUAGAGAGAGGUGGCAUGAGCUUGGGGACGGGAGCAGGCGGAGCUUUUAUGUUGUGUGUGCCAGUCUGUGGCUUGUGGCUGGCGCUUGAGACGCUGAGUGGGAAGGCCCUGUGGGGCGGGGACGGGAGCAGGCGCUCACAUCCCAUCCCUUCCCCUCCUUGCAUUUCCCUCUGGAGAUGAUACGCUUUGCCUUAGUUGUUGGCUGCGGCCCUGUGGCGAGUCCUUGGAGCUGAUAGAAAUGGAUUAUCUGUCUCUCCCUACUCUGGGAGCGUGAGAACUCCAGCCGCCUCCUGAAGCAACACAGUUGAACCCUUGCUUUCAUCUCUUCCCUCUGAGCUGCUGUCUAAGGCUUCCUAAGUGGGGCCACAGCUUGUGGGCUGCGCGGCUCCACAUCUGUUUGGUUGAAUGUAUAUUACGGGGUGGGUUGAGGAGCAUAGUGGCUUUGGUUCCUUGGCCAUCUCUUCCCUGUAGCAGAGGUGUCUGUUUCUCUGCAGGUAACUUACGUAUGUUUAGGUGGUGAGUGAGUGUGUGUGUGUGUGUGUGUUCCUAUGCAGGCCAGUGGAGUGAAUGAUUUCUUAAUUGCACCUGUCUCUUGCGCAGUCCCUUUAAUUACAUCUCCUCCCCUCAUUUAUUCCUUUUCCCCUACAUUGCACUGGCUUCUCCCUGGGACUAAUUGACUUUAGCCUGGAAGUAGCUCGUAGAGGAUCUGCUGUCCCGCAGAGAAGCCUAUUAGAUGCUUUUCUUGCCCCGGGACGGGCCCCUCUAACCCACAAACAACGUGAAUGGAAGGGAAGGUCAUGCCCUGUACCAACUGCUCCAACUCCACUAUCCUGAAGCCUUAUUUUGUAUUUCCAGACACCUCCUCACCAUUGAACUUCAUUUUAAAAAAUUGAUUUAGAAAUGUUAACAUAAUAUUUAAAUAGUCCUGCAGCAGAGACCCUGCAACUGUAAAGUGAUGUAAGUAAUUCUGGGUAGUUUUUGUACUUUUUGGAUUUUGUUACAAAAAAAAAUAAAUAGAUCACUACUGUGAAUUUACUAUUCUGUAACCUUGUGGUCAUAAUCUAUUAUAAAUAAAAUAUGAGUUCUUAAUCCCUUUA